Molecule: messenger RNA, 1356 nt
Organism: Halichondria panicea
Lineage: Eukaryota; Metazoa; Porifera; Demospongiae; Suberitida; Halichondriidae
Exons: 6
Coding region: 139-1251 (370 amino acids)
Source: RefSeq, a predicted model, not a curated record
UAAUAAUCAGUUGACCUCUAUUUAGGAGCCGGCAUGUUCUCGAGGCUAUUCUGCACAUGCGCACUAAGCUAAUUAGUCUGCACAAUUCGCAGGAAGCUCUGUUUACAUGACAACAUAUCGAGGUCCAAGGCUCUCACAAUGCCCCUUCUAAAGAGAGCUAGAGAAGAUACUUUCACUAAUCCACGCAGCGUGAAGCCACAUUUUACAAGCUCAAGAGUCGGUGGUGCAAACCUGAAGAAGAGGGUUACUAUACACACAGACACUGGUAAUGAAAACACUCUCAAAGCUCUGAAGGACAACAAUGUGUGCCUUGCUGCUGCUUUAGAUGCUAGCAAGCUGAGCUACAGAGGUCUUCUUGAGGACUUUGUGCUGCUUCAAAAGGAGAGACAAGAGUUACUGGAGAGGGUCUUCAGUAUGGAGUCAAGGCUCUGUGAUCAACAAAAAAUUGUCUCCGAGCAGGUACGCCCUGUAUUCAAGCUGCUGAACCAGGCUGAGAAAAACCUCUCUUCUGCUAGACAUUUGCUAACUACCCUCCUGACCACACAGUCCUCUUCAGAAUGUCAUGGAGAUCCGUUCUCCCCCUCUCUCUCCCCCAUACACAAUGCAGCCGACUCAUACUAUGUCAAACCACACUCCAGCACACUACUGCCUCUACCAAGUACAGGGAACGAGCACAAGCAAACUACACACUAUACUCAUCACGGAGCUAAGACCUUCCCCAAAACACCCCAUCCAAUCGUUGCCAUAUCCAACCCAGCAUCGAGCAUGAAAACAGACCAAUUUCUGCUGAGUUGUGAGCCAAAAGCACUGGACUUUGAUCAAGAUGACUCUGUCAGUCAAGGUGCUCAUACUCCUCUACCUAGCAGAAGUGUUGAACCGGGAGACCUAGCUCAGUUCAAGGCAGAAGCAGCUAACCUUUACAGCAUUUGUGAAGAUGCCAACUCAUCGUAUCAACCUCUCCUCAAGACUAAGUCAAAAAUGUCUAUGAAAGAAAGCCGUAAAACUGUUGCUCAGAAGAUACCAAAGCCCAAUAAUGAAGUUGGCAGACUACAGACGACUGUAUCUACUGCAAGGCCUCGACGAGCAUGCUCCACUCUCAACAUAUCCUACCAAGAGCCCAGCUUGAGAAGCAAGCUGCAUUUUGAUGGGAACACUAACUCUGUGAAAGCUCACGAGAAUCCUGUAACAUGCAAAGCUGCUAAAACUAAAAACAAAAAUGCUCUCCAAGAUGUUACCAACAAAAGACAUUGAGUGAGGGCCAUAAAGAGAAACAAACAUGAACAGAACAGUAUCAUACCUACAUGUGAAAUCAUACUUAAUACACUUAAUAAUUAUACUGUGUGUGUUAUGUUCAGA